GUUUUCAAGUUGGUUUAAGGUUCCGCAGUAAGCUAUCGUCUUAAAUCACCGACAAUGGAAUAAGAAUGACUAUGCAAAAGCGAACUCAGCUUCGUGUGCUUUGAAGUGCUGUUGGUUAUAUGGUCUGCACACCAAAACGAUUUAUAUGUUAAGAUUCAUUGGAAGAGCUACGUUUGUAGCGGGGACGACCUCGUCCCGGAGUGGAUGCCCGGGCGUGCAAGGAGAAAUGUUGCGCGCGUGCUUCCUACGUGCGCUCCCGUCGGUGGUGGAGCAGACAGGCCUCACAGCCUUGUCGAUGGGCACCGCGGGCGCAUUGCCAUCCGUCGCGACCAUCAGGUUCCUGUCGGCGAGCGCCGCGCCAACGGCGCGCGACGACCGCCCCAACACCUUGAGGCCAGACACCCAUACUAGCGCAUCCCUUCUCACAACACCGUGGAGCUCGUCGUCGCCUUGGUGGCAGCGGCGGGGGUUGCACACGUCGACGCCCGGUCAGGCGGCGGGCGCAGCAGCGGCCGACGGCCCCGCCGCUCGCGACCCGAGCACGCUCCGCAACUUUGCCAUAAUCGCGCACAUCGACCACGGCAAGACCACGCUGAUGGAUCGGCUGCUGGCGGCGUGCGGUCACGGCAGCGCUGAGGACCGAGCCAUGGACAGCCACAGCCUGGAGAAGGAGCGCGGCAUCACCAUCCUGGCCAAGGUCACCAGCUUCACGUGGGGCGGCUACCACCUGAAUGCGGUGGACACGCCCGGGCACGCCGACUUUGGAGGGGAGGUGGAGCGUGUGCUGGGGCUGGUGGACGGGUGCGUGCUGCUGGUGGACGCGGCGGAGGGGCCCCUGGCGCAGACCAAGUACGUGGUGGGCAAGGCGCUGGCACGGGGGCUGCGGCCCAUCGUGCUGCUCAACAAGGUGGACCGGCCUGCCGCCACGCCGGAGCGCUGCGCCGCCGUGGCCAACUCGCUGCUGGACCUGUUUGUGGCGGCGGGCGCCUCGGACGAGCAACUGGACUUCCCACUGCUGUACGCCUCGGCCAAGCAGGGUUGGGCCAGCCGCACCCUGCCGCCCGGCGGCGCCGCGCCGCCCGGUGACGCCGGCAUGCGGCCGCUGCUGGAGACCAUUGCGGCGCACGUGCCGCCGCCCGCCACCGCCGCCAUGGUGGGGGAGCCGUUCGCCAUGGGGGUCACCUGGAUAGAGCGCGACCCCUAUAUCGGCCGCAUCGCCACAGGCCGUGUGGCCGCCGGCCGUGUCCGCCUGGGCGACAAGGUGCGGGUGCUCAGCCACGAGACGGGCGGCCCGGUGGGCGAGGCCGAGUACAAGGUGACGCGCAUCGGCAAGCGCGCAGGCAUGGCCAAGAUCCAGCUGGAUGAGGCGGUGGCCGGCGACAUCGUGUCCAUUGCCGGAGCAGGCUCUGCCGCUAUUGCCGACACCAUCGCCAACCCCUCCGUGACCACACUGCUGGACCCGGGGCGAGUGGACCCGCCCACACUGGCCAUGGUGUUUGGCCCCAACGACUCCCCGCUAGCGGGCCGGGCGGGCAAGGCGCUCACCGGGCGGGCCAUCGGCGAGCGACUGCAGGCGGAGGCGGAGACCAGCGUGAGCCUGCGCGUGGGCCCGGCGGCGGACGGCAGCGGCUCGGAGCGGUACGAGGUGCAGGCGCGCGGCGAGCUGCAGCUGGGGGUGCUGAUUGAGAGCAUGCGGCGGGAGGGCGCGGAGCUGGCGGUGUCGCCGCCGCAGGUGCUGCUCAGGCGCGGCGAGGGCGGCCAGGUGCUUGAGCCGCUGGAGGAGGUGAUGGUGGAGGUGGCGGACGAGCUGGCGGGCUCGGUGAUUGAGGCGCUGUCGCUGCGUAAGGCGGAGCUGUCAGACAUGACGCCCAUGCCGGGGACAGGCAAGCAGCGGCUCACAUUUGUGGCGCCGUCGCGUGGCCUCAUCGGAUUCAAGAGCGUGUUCGUGAACCUCACGCGCGGCGAGGGCAUCCUAAACCGCGUGUUCCUGCAAUACGCGCCGCACAAGGGACCCAUGGAGGGCGUGCGCAAGGGCGUGAUGGUGUCGGUGGCGGACGGCCGCGCCUCCGCCUACGCGCUGGGCGAGCUGCAGUCGCGCGGGACGUUCUUCGUGACGCCGGGCGCGGACGUGUACGGCGGCAUGAUCGUGGGCGAGCACACGCGCGAGGAGGACCUGGACGUGAACCCGGUCAAGGAGAAGAAGGCCACUAAUGUGCGCUCCGUGCAGAGCGACGACAAGGUGUCGCUGGGGGCGCCGCGGCUGCUGAGCCUGGAGGACGCCAUCGGGUAUGUUGCCCAGGACGAGCUCAUAGAGGUGACCCCUGCGGCGGUGCGGCUGCGCAAGGAGGUCCUGGACGCGGGGGCGCGGCGGACCAAGGCCAAGCGGGCGCAACAGGCGCAGCAGUAGAUGGUGCCAGCUGUUGGUAAUUUGGGUUAUCGGGCAGCACUGCCGGUGAGGUGGUAGCUGCGGUCCGAACUUGGGGCCCUGGGAAGUUAGCGAGGCGCCUGCCCUGAUCAGGCAGAAGUGCCUCCUUGUCUGCCCAUCUGUAGCGCCUCCCCGACUGCCAGUACGGCAUUGUGUCGGUUCACGGACCGUCGGGAGGUCUUAAGCCCCGACCAAGCGUGUUGCUGUCAACUACACAUGCGCAUUAUAUACCCAGACUACCGAAGGUGCCAGGCAGCGUAGCUGCAUCGUGUGUAACGCACCCGCUAG
Chlamydomonas reinhardtii is the source of this 2713-nucleotide messenger RNA. RefSeq lists its product as uncharacterized. The record is from RefSeq and is a predicted model, not a curated record. NCBI's taxonomy places the organism in Eukaryota, Viridiplantae, Chlorophyta, Chlorophyceae, Chlamydomonadales, Chlamydomonadaceae. Gene Ontology annotation, cellular component: cytosol; ribonucleoprotein complex. Gene Ontology annotation, molecular function: GTP binding; GTPase activity. The transcript is spliced from 17 exons. Bases 227 to 2407 code for a protein of 726 amino acids.